Molecule: messenger RNA, 918 nt
Organism: Striga asiatica
Lineage: Eukaryota; Viridiplantae; Streptophyta; Magnoliopsida; Lamiales; Orobanchaceae
Source: the annotation of a GenBank genome assembly
AUGCCAGCUCAAAUCUUAAAUGGUGUUCGUCCGUUUAAUUUUCCAUUUCAACCAGUUCUUCACUUUGAUCCAACAAAUAGAAACUAUCAUCAUCAUGUCGAUCAACAACCUCGCAUUCACCUUGAUCCAAUUAAUGGAUUCUCCUUCCAGAGUCUUUUGAAUGCUCCGAUGUGCAAUACCCAAACUCGUGAUGCAACCAAAGAACGAAAGAAGAGAGAAAAAGAUACUCAAAAUCCUACCAAUUCUCAAUCUUCGAUUGCAAAAAAGGAUUGGACAAAAGAAGAAGAGAUUGCAUUAACAAAAGCAUGGUUAUAUGUCUCGGAGGAUGCUGAAGUUGUGAGCAAGUUUCAUGCACAGUAUGAGCGUUUAGAAUGGCAUCCACAAAGUGGCUCGAAUACAGAUGAUCUGAGAAUAAAUGUUAUGGGGUCGCAUGAAGAUGUAGUUGGUGCUCCGUUUAAAUUUAUCCAUUGUUGGAAAAUUUUGAUUAAAAAUCCUAAAUGGUGUUCGAAAGAGCUUACAAAGACGGCGGCUACAGGAUGUAAACAAGGAGUUGAGCACAACAAAACAACAAUGGUCAAUCAACUAGAAGGCAACAUUAAUGAUUGUGAUGUUCUUUCUGAUUGUACCAAAGUUGAUGGCGUUGAGCGACCGCAAGGAAGAAAAGCCUGUAAAGAGAGGAAGAGAAAACUGAAUGAAGAAAAAAGUGUGGUUGAUGCAUUGAGCAAGUUGCAGUGCACAUUAGAGAAACAAUUGAAAGAGCAGAAGAGGCAAGAGCAAGACCACUUUAUGAACCAAGACUUAAGCAAGUUCUCCCCUACUCGUCGAGCUUAUUAUGAACUUAGAAAGGCUGAAAUCUUGAAAGAAUUGGAGGAUGAUGUCCUUGUAAAUUUAAUCUGGUAUGUUGAUACUCAUUCUUAA